Molecule: messenger RNA, 569 nt
Organism: Mus pahari (shrew mouse)
Lineage: Eukaryota; Metazoa; Chordata; Mammalia; Rodentia; Muridae
Gene: Wfdc2
Product: WAP four-disulfide core domain 2
Exons: 4
Coding region: 15-392 (125 amino acids)
Biological process (GO): antibacterial humoral response; innate immune response
Cellular component (GO): extracellular region
Molecular function (GO): peptidase inhibitor activity
Source: RefSeq, a predicted model, not a curated record
GUCACACCUGCACCAUGCCUGCCUGUCGCCUCUGCUUGCUGGCCGCCGGCCUCCUCCUCGGGCUGUUGCUGUUCACCCCCCUCUCGGCCACAGUUCCACCACCUUUAGGAUGGAGCGAAGGAGAGCUCUCAGGGUCAGAUACUAAGCUCUCAGAGACUGGUACUACUCAAUCAGUGGGCCUUGACCACACUACUCAAGUCUCCACGAAGCCACCGGCUGUGACCAGGGAAGGCUUAGGUGUCCGAGAAAAGCAGGGCACCUGCCCCAGCGUGGACUUCCCCAAGCUCGGCCUCUGUGAGGACCAGUGCCAGGUGGACAGCCAGUGUUCUGGCAACAUGAAAUGCUGCCGCAAUGGAUGUGGGAAGAUGGCCUGCACCACACCCAAAUUCUGAGCUUCAGCCACCAGCAGCCUGAGAAACAGAGAGAGGUCGUUUCUGCUGGACAGCGCAUCUGGAGUCGUUCCUGUGGCCUCCCUUCUCUCUGGGCUUUGCAUUUCUUCCUGGUCCUACAAAAGCAGCUCCCUUUUCUAACCAAUAAAGUGAUCACUAUCAGCAAUGGAGAAGCCAUAA